CACCUAAACGCCUGCCUGCUACCAGAGAGCCUCUGUUUUGGAAGAUGCAUCUGCUUUAUACUUUCCUUGUCUUGCUCUCUCUCAGCGAUGGUUUCUCUGCUAACUGUCCCGGAAGAUGUAGCUGUGAUUCCAUGCAAUCGAUGCAGUGCUACAGACUAAUAGAGGUACCGUCAGGUAUUCCUUCCACCACUAAGAGGCUCUACAUUAGCCACAGCAAAAUUCAGCACCUCCAGCUAUCUAACUUCACUCAAAUGUUGGCCCUAGAAGAUUUUAUUCUGCUGGCCAGUGGAACAGAGUCAGUAGAAAAUGACACCUUCAGAACUCUGAGUACCUUGAAGACCUUAGAACUCUGGAAAAAUAAGUUGAGACGAGUCCCCAGCAUUCUCCCAGCCAGUCUUGAAGUGUUAAAACUAAAUGAUAAUUUAAUAUAUGUCCUACAUGGAUCAGAUUUUGAAGGACUGAAGAAAUUAAAAAUCCUUGAACUUAAAAACAACAUGAUCUCUGCCCUCUCUCCCAGCAUGCUUUCCUCCCUUGUCAGUUUGCAAAGUUUGAUGUUGGAUGGUAACAAUAUGGAGUCUGUAGCUGGACCCCUGACCCUCCCCCAUCUGAAAUAUAUGAGUAUGGAGAAUAAUAAACUACAUCUUAUACCAGGUAGCUUCUUUACUUCUCUACAGUCUUUGCAAUUUCUCAGUUUCAGUGGUAAUUUUCUGACUACAAUUCCUAUUAAUCUACCCAAAUCCUUGCUAUCUUUAAAGAUGGAGAGAAACCAGCUCAAAAUAGUAAGGUUUCAAGAUAUGAAACACUUGGAGAAUCUUUCCCAUCUUUACCUGUCAGAAAACUUACUCUCUUCCAUGGAUGGGGCACAGCUCCUUGCCAAUUUAACUACUCUGGAGCUGUCCCAAAACCAGCUUCAAAUGUUGCCCCUCAGACUACCAGCAAGGCUACAAAAACUUGAUUGUAGCAGUAAUCUGAUUCAGAGAGUCACAGCACAAAACUUCCAGGACCUCAGAGACUUGAAACAUUUGUUUCUGGACAACAACACUGUCAGCUUGUUCGAAGCUGGAGCCCUUCAGAGGUGUUCUCAGCUCUCUAACCUGGCCCUGGAGCAGAACCUACUGUUGUCUAUACCUCUAAGGCUCCCGGGGACCUUAGCCAGGCUGGAUCUAAAAGGUAAUGCCAUCCAGGCUAUUGCUGAGAGGGAGCUCAAGGGUCUCAAGCAGCUUCAGGUUCUAAACCUUAGGAACAACAAGAUCUCUGCCUUAGACCUCAAAGCCUUGGAAGGUCUGCCUCGCCUUAGGCACCUGUAUCUGGACGGAAAUCCAUGGAAUUGCACCUGCAGUCUCCUAAGAGCAGGGGAGGUCCUGAAGGCCAAGGGCACAGAUGUGAGGGGAGGACAGUGUGCAGCACCAGCUGAACGACAAGGGGAGAGCUGGAUGUCUUCCAAGAAGAUCCUAAGGCAAUGUGAGCAUCACUUACACCUGACCGAGAAAAGCAAAGAGACCAAAAAGAAAUUAAAACAUGAAGACCUCUCCAGCAUCAGAGUCAACAUGGACGAUGAUGAUUAUGAUUAUGAAAUAAAUUAA
This is a messenger RNA of Cynocephalus volans (Philippine flying lemur), 1583 nucleotides long. Its product is annotated as nephrocan. The transcript has 3 exons. The record is from RefSeq and is a predicted model, not a curated record. The coding region runs from base 45 to 1583 and encodes 512 amino acids. Gene Ontology annotation, molecular function: protein binding. Lineage: Eukaryota; Metazoa; Chordata; Mammalia; Dermoptera; Cynocephalidae.